Molecule: messenger RNA, 4959 nt
Organism: Apis mellifera (honey bee)
Lineage: Eukaryota; Metazoa; Arthropoda; Insecta; Hymenoptera; Apidae
Exons: 5
Coding region: 232-3846 (1204 amino acids)
Source: RefSeq, a predicted model, not a curated record
AAAAAAGAUGUACAAUGAAUAAGUUGUAUAAAAAUUACUUUUUUCUUAUUCACUUUAAAAAUUUUUCUAUCAUUUGCAUUUGCGCAUCCUCCUAUCCUAUCAGUAUUAUGGCGUCCUUUACUGUGGUCGGUUGUUCCUUCUAAUCUCUGCAAAUUAAAUGGAAGAAAAACUUGCUGUUAAAGAUUCUAGUUUAAUUCUUUGAUUGCCAUCAGAAAAUUAAAUAUCGGUAAAAUGGAUUCUGCUGAUAAAGAUUUAAAAAAAUCAUUUGACAUAGAGCAGAUGGCUUUAAUCGGCAAGAUGCAUAAUAUGCAGUGGCUAAAAAGUAAUUCUCAAUUAUCAGGCCAUAUGAAAACACCUCCAGAUGGGAAAGAAACAGAAAAUAAUACACCUAAAAGUGAAAUAAAUGAAGGAACAAAAGAAGAAACUGAAGUUGUUUCAACUAACACUCAUUCAAACAAUCCUGAAUUAGAUAAGAUUGAUCUUAUUUUAAAUAAAGAUAUAAAUGAAAACGAUAAUACUAUAAAUAAAGAUAUACAUCAAUCAUCUUCUGAAAUUUUUGAUUGUUCUCAAAAAGAUAUGGAAACUGUUUGGAAUAAAGAUGUUAAUAUAACUAGUACAUUGUUUCCAAAUUCUCAGUCUUUAGUAAUGGAAAGGCUAGAUAAACAAGAGAUGAUUAGUAUGUCUUUGACAGAGAAUAUUGUUACAGUUCAAUUAGAACAAUUUAGACUUAACGAAGGGGAAAAAAAUAAAUCUGGGGAAUUGCAUAAUGAAAUAGAUAAUGAAUGGAAUAAUGGUCAGCAUAAUAUAUCUAACUUACCAAAGUCAGACAGUAAUGUAGAUAAUCAAGUUAGCUCAAAGCAGUGUCAUGAUAACAAUAAUAAUAAUGAAAGAUCUAAAAGCCAAUCGCCAUUGGAAACAAAAACAAGUAUACAAAAAACAACAAAGACUAGUGUUAAAAAAUUGAAUGAUCAAAAAAUUAAAAAACAGACAGGUACUUUAAAAGAAUCUUGGACUUCUUCAAAACAGGGUUCUAAAUCUAAAGAUGAUUUGUUGAAUAUAUGUAAUGAUCAUAAUAUUACUUCAACUUCUCUGGAUUCAAAAAAAGUAGCUCUAGGUACAACUCCUAAACUUAUUGAUAAAUAUAGUAAAAUUAACAGUUAUAAUAAAAAUUUAAUUAUGAGUAAAGGGGCUCGAAUGAAAGAACAACAGUUUUUUAAACAAAAUUUUUCUACAUUUAAUGAUAAUGUUAAUAGAAGCAAAUCCUCCAUAGAAGGAUUAGAUGAAAAAAAUAAAUCUGUUACAACAAAAUUAAAAUCAAGUAGAAAUGAACCAGACAAGAAAACUAAUGAAGCAGAUGAUACAAGAAGAUGUCAUAAAGUUCAAGUAACACGUACUCAAUCAUACAAUGUCCAAUAUAAUAGAAAUAAAUCUUUAAUAAAGUCACAGCAACGAUAUUCAAAAAAUACAACUAAGCCAGAAGAAAAUGGAUGUAUUGAUAAUUCAUCUAAUGUUAACAAUAUCAAUAUAUCUAAUUCAGUUGAAAAUAUAUCAAGAAAGAAAUAUGAAAAUCAACAAUCUUUAUUAAAUAAGCAAAUUAGUAAUACUCAAUUCAAUCAAAAUACUUCAGGAAAAAAUGUAAAGAAUCCAAGUGUUAUGGAAUGCAAUAUAAAUGAAAGAAGUUCAGUAAAGUCAAGUUCUGCAUCAAGCAAACGAAAUUAUCAAAAUUUUUCUAAUACAAAGAAUAAUACCGAAAGAAAUAGUAAAGAUGACCAAGGAUAUACACAGAAAUUUAAGAAAGAUACUAAUGUUUAUAGACGAUCUUCAGGUAUUCUUCAGUCAUGCUUUAAAGAUUUAAAUGGAAAAGCAAAAACAGAUGAUCAUAAAAAGAGUAUUGAUAAUAAUAAUUUAACAAAAGAUUAUAGAAUAAAUCGUAUUGGUUCAGGAGAGAAAAUGCAUUCUCAAUUUGAAAGCUCAAAAAUAUCUGUAUACUCACAUAAUACAAGUAAUGGUGCUAGUAAUAUAAAGACUGAUGCAUUAGAUUCAACUGCUGUAAAUAAUGUACAGUCUAUAAAAUCAUUAAAUUCUUUUUCGAAUAGUACCAAAGAUUGUACAACUAUACAUACAUCUAUUCAUACACCGCAAGAAUUACAGAUUUCGCAAGCUUCUUGUAAUGAAACUGAAGUACAAUUUGUGAAGACUGAACAAAAACAUACUAGUAAUAAUAAUAGCAAUAAUAAAACAAAUAAUUCUGAAACGAAAUCAGUUAAAUUUUUGGAUAACAUUCAGGAAUUUAAUAUGGCACAUCAUUCUGCAAUAUCAUAUUCUGAUAAUUCCAUACAUCAAAAUAAGCUUUCAGCAAAUUCAUUUUAUUCUGAUUUACAAACUGCAUCACAUACAAAUAAUGCUCAACAAAUUGAAAAUCACCAAAAUAUACAAAAUAAGAGUUAUUUCGAUAAUAAUAAUGCUCAAUAUAAUAAUUCUAGCCCCAAUACUCAAAAUUCUGAACGAGAUUUACAUCUGAUGGAUUUAGUGCAUCAAAAAUCAGAUCAAACUUCCCAUGUGUCACCACAAAAUAUAUUACCGCACAAUAAUUCCAAUCCAGCUAUUGCUAUGGCAAAUGGUAUACCUUAUCAAAACAUGCCUAGUGUCUAUAUAAAUCAAUACAAUAAUACACAAACUAUACCAAGGAAAACAGCUGAUAGUACAAUUAUCUCUCAAAACGCAUUAAUUCCAAGCACUUCUUCUUACACGGUAGAAAACCAGAAUAUCUUGCAAACUGAUCCUUCUAAUAUUUUGAUGCAUAAUACUCAAACAUCAGUUCUACCACCACCAGGUUUUCAUAAUCAUCCUAUAACUACACAACAUAAUCAAUGGAAUUUGCCGCUUCCGGAUAUGUUUCUUUUUGGAAAUAUGAUGAAUCCUGGACAUUCUGUGAAUAUUCCUAUUCAAAAUUCCAGACAUAUGUGUAACGCGGAUUUCAGUAAUAUGCAACAAACAAGUUACUUACAGCAUCCGUUAUUUUACGUUCCACCAAUGUGCAUGCAAAGUUGGAAUCCAUUAUUGCAAUAUCCGGCACCUUUAUUCCAAAAUCCUCCGUACAGUAAUUGCAAUACAUUUCCCAAUCAAGUAUUAUCAGCAAAUAGCUUGACGGACUCUGUUAAUUGUCCCGUAUCGACGUCUAUGCAAAACAACUUGUACAAACAUUUUCAACAGAUGCAACCUUUGGAAAAUACUCCAAAUUUUUCUGUUCCUGUAAAACUUGAUAAUUAUAUGGGAAAUAUGCAAAAUUGUAAAACGAAUAACAUCAGGAUGAAAGAUAAUACUAUGGACGUUCAUAUGAGAACUAGUCAAUAUCGAACAUCUGUGCCAAAUGAAUAUCAAAAUUGUUCUCAAGAUAAUCAAUUAAUGGUACCGUUUUCGUAUGCGAUCACAAUGGAUCCUGUUACGAGGAAUGGUUCAUCAAAUAUGCAUAUGCAAAUGAAUCAGAAAUAUGCACCACGUCCUCUUGCUACUGGUUAUCAAAGAAUUCCAGAAACUUGUCCUGUAUUUAAUAAUCAGGAUAAUAGGAAAGAUGACGUAUCGAAAAACGAUUCAGAAUGUGUACCACCUAUGGUAUCACCAAGAGAAUGUAUGUACUAUGGAGUUAAUUACCCACGGAAGAGUGAUACUAUUCAAAAUUCAUCCAUACGAUCGGAUAUAAAACCUGUAACUUACAACAUGCAUACUGUUAAUACCCAACAUUAUGUCCCUCAUUUUCAAAAGAAUACAACUUAUCACGUGUCACCAAAAGAACUUUCAUCCAGGAUAAAUAUCGGACGUGGUAUGCGCAAAACGAUGGAUCAGUAAGCUUAGAAAAAUGGCAAAAAAUGCAUAUAUAUUUAUUUCUUUUUUUUCAAUAGAUAAUUGCAAUUAAACGGUACAAAAAAUGGUUGCACAUUUACCUUACAAUUUUUCAUCUUGUUUGUAUCAUCGUUAUCUUCAUAUAUGUAUAUGUAUAUCGUAAAAGUCAGUUUUUUAAUUAAUCUAGAUAUAAUAUCACAUACGUCAUAUUAGAUGUCACGCACUACUAGAAAAUAGUUUUCAAGUUGAGAAGCUUUAAAAGAAGUUUAUAUGAUACUGCCAUUUGUCAGAAAUAUUAUGCGACAGUUCGUCUUGUUUCCUAUCGUAACAGUGUGAAAGUAGCAAAUCUAUUUUCUAGAUUUUCUUCAAAUAUUUAUAUUCAUCAUUAUUACUAGACAUUGAUGUUACUCGUUAUACUUGGAUUCUAUGUACUUUUAAAAAAAUAAUUAAGCGUUUUUUAUUAGGCGCUUCAUAUCGUGUAAUUAAUACGAAAAGAUGAUACACGGUAUGUAAUUAGAAAUGCAAAUUUGCAAAAUACUUUUUAUGUUCCUACUAUCGAAAGUAUUAUGACUGUUUAGUAUUUAGUUCACAUUAUAAACAAUUUUAUUUCUUUAUUUUUCUAUUAAAUUAAAUUCCGUGAUACGUAUACAAUAAUAGUUAUAAUGAUGAUUUAGACUUUAAUUGAUUACAAUGUUAAAUAAUUUAAUUUCCACGACCUAAUAUCGAUACAUAGUUUUUUUACUUCGUCGUUUUUUUCUGUGUCAUUUGGAGGCAAAGAGUUUUAUAUAAUAUAUAUAUUUUUGUUUAAAUAUUACUUAUAUUGUUAAGAAAUAUCAUAUAGUUUAUUUUUCGAGGACUUACAAGUUUUUACAAAAUAAAACGUAAACUUGCCAUAUUUGGUAGAUGUUAUAUAUAUAUAUAUAUAUAUAAAAAUAUAUAUUAUAAUCCUUCGACAUAUUCUGAUAUGCAUUUAUAACCACAGUAUUAUUCUUUCAUCUGUAUUAUGAAAUGCACGUGUCAAUAGAAUCUCUUUGAAACAGAUAAAAAAAAAAAAAGUAAUUUCUGAUAAACAAUAUCAUUGCUGGUCGAUUCAUAUAUCUUUAUAAAAAGUUUAAAAAA